UUUCUGAUCAAGUAUGAACCACCUUGUGUCUCCUUUGAAAUGAAGAAACUUUUAUGGAGUCUGACUCUGUUUGGUGUCAUCUUAAUCUUCCCUGUUAAUGGGGUGAUGGAGUAUGAUAAAAUGGAGAAGUUCACAGAUUUUAAUGGGACAAAUGUGUAUCAGACCGAAAAUAAUGUCAAAUCCAAAGCAAAGGUUACAAUGGUUGGACUCACUCUCAUUAAAAAUGCUGCUCUGAGAUCAGCAGUGUGUCUAGAUGGAAGUCCUGGCGGUUAUCAUUUUCAUCCCGGGUCUGGUUCAGGAGCAAAGAAUUGGCUCGUUCAUUUGGAGGGAGGCGGAUGGUGUAGUGACACUGAAAGUUGUGAAUACAGCAAAAGAACUAGUCACGGAUCGUCCAAGCAUAUGGAGAAAAAGAUACCUUUUACAGGAAUUCUAAGUGACAAAGCCUCUGAAAAUCCAGACUUUUAUAACUGGAACAGAGUAAAAGUUAGGUACUGUGACGGUGGAUCCUUUAUGGGAGACAAUGAAAAUAAGGAUGCAAAACUUCAGUUUAGAGGAAAGCGAAUAUGGACUUCUGUUAUGUCAGAUUUGUUGUCGAAUGGAAUGGAACAUGCAAAGCAGGGUCUGCUCUCUGGAUGUUCUGCCGGAGGCCUUGCAGCAAUAUUCCAAUGUGAAGACUUUAAGAGUUCACUCAUGUCUUCCACCAGGGUAAAAUGUCUGAGUGAUGCUGGCUUUUUCGUUGAUGCCACUGAUGUCUCUGGAGAUCGAUCUCUGAGACAGUUAUACACCGACGUAAUAGAAUUUCAGAGUAUUACAAACAAUCUCCCUAAUGACUGUUUAAAUCGUCUUAAUCCAACUUCGUGUUUUUUCCCACAAAACCUAAUAAACCAAGUCAAGACUCCAUUGUUUAUUCUAAAUGCUGCAUACGAUUCUUGGCAGAUCCAAGAGAGUUUAACUUCUAAAUCUGCAGAUCCAACUGGAAGUUGGGCUGACUGUACAUUUAACCUCGCCAAGUGCAAUGAAUCCCAGAUCAUGUUCUUUCAAGAGUUCAGGAUUCAUAUGGUGAAUUUGCUCGGUGGAUUCAAAGAGCAGCGUAAGAAUGGAGUGUUUCUUAACUCGUGCUUUUCUCAUUGUCAAACAGAGAGCCAUGACACAUGGUAUUCCAAAAACUCUCCUUCGGUUAAGAACAAGAGGAUUGCAGUUGCUGUGGGAGAUUGGUUUUUCGAAAGAGGAGGAGCAAAAAUCAUAGACUGUGCUUAUCCUUGUGACAAGACUUGCCGCAAUUUAAUUUAAAGGAUAAAUUUGUUUUGUGUUUCUAUUUUUUUGGGCAUCCAAAUCCUUCUUUCAUUCUCCUAACAGCCAAAAACUUUAAUAAAGUAGAAUACCUAAAACGAUUUACCUAACCAAAUUGGUAGUGUCAAAAUUAGUCCGAACCCUUUUUUUUUUUUAGUAUGAACUAU
Brassica napus (rape) is the source of this 1457-nucleotide messenger RNA. Its product is annotated as pectin acetylesterase 2-like. The transcript has 12 exons. Gene Ontology annotation, biological process: cell wall organization. Lineage: Eukaryota; Viridiplantae; Streptophyta; Magnoliopsida; Brassicales; Brassicaceae. Gene Ontology annotation, cellular component: plant-type cell wall. The coding region runs from base 40 to 1290 and encodes 416 amino acids. The record is from RefSeq and is a predicted model, not a curated record. Gene Ontology annotation, molecular function: pectin acetylesterase activity.